AGGAAAUUGCUGUAGCUGACCAAGUGCCUUGCAAAGGACACUCCAAGGUAUAGAAACCAGUUGAAGUAGACUCAGGAAUGUUAAGUUGCCUUUAGAAGUUUCCCUCCACAUCAGGAAAACUGAAAAAAUGGGAUUUUUACAUCUCUCCAGCCAGCACUGAAAACGAAUGGGGAUUGAAUUGCUUUGCCUCUGUGUCCUACUUCUGCAAAGAAAUAACUAUGUUCAAGGGACCUGUUCUCAGGAAAGUGCAGUGACUUGUGAAGAUUGUUUGCUUUCCGGACCACACUGUGCUUGGUGUUUUCAAGAGAAUUACACAGACUCGACUGGAAUUCAUGGGAGGUGUGAUACCCCAGAAAACCUUUUGUCAAAAGGAUGCCAGUCGACUUUGAUUGAAUUUCCCAUUUCAGAAGUACAAAUACACAUAAACAAGCCUCUAACUGUAGUGACCCAGAAGAACAAUUCUGAUGUCACACAGAUUUCUCCUCAAAAAUUAACUCUCAGGCUGCGACCGGGCCAUGAAGAAACAAUACAGAUCAAGGUUCGCCAAACCGAAGAUUAUCCAAUUGAUCUCUAUUACCUCAUGGAUCUUUCGGCCUCCAUGGAUGAUGAUCUGAAUACAAUCAAAGAAUUGGGUUCAACUCUUUCUAAAGAAAUGUCAAAACUGACAAGCAACUUCAAACUGGGUUUUGGAUCUUUUGUUGAAAAACCAGUUUCACCAUUUAUCAAAACUAUAGCUGCAGAAAUAAACAAUCCUUGCAGAAGUGUACCAUAUGAGUGCUUACCCACCUUUGGAUACAAACAUGUUUUGCCACUAACAAAUGAUGCUGAAAAAUUCAAUGAAAUUGUGAAGGGACAGCAAAUCUCUGCUAAUAUAGACACUCCAGAGGGAGGAUUCGAUGCAAUUAUGCAGGCAGCUGUUUGCAAGGAAAAAAUUGGAUGGAGGAAUGAUUCUCUACAUUUGCUGGUGUUUGUGAGUGAUGCCGAUUCCCAUUUUGGGAUGGACAGUAAACUUGCAGGGAUUGUUAUUCCUAAUGAUGGCAACUGUCAUUUGGACCACAAUAAUGAAUAUUCCAUGUCAACUGUUCUGGAGUAUCCCACAAUUGGACAAUUAAUUGACAAACUUGUGCAAAACAAUGUUCUGUUAAUCUUUGCUGUAACGAAUGAGCAAGUUCACAUAUAUGAGAACUAUGCAAAGCUUAUUCCCGGAGCUACUGUUGGCCGACUACAGAAGGAUUCUGGAAAUAUUCUCCAGUUGAUCGUUGCUGCAUAUCAGGAGCUGAGGUCCGAGGUAGAACUGGAAAUCCUGGGAGAGACAGAAGGACUCAAUCUCUCUUUCACAGCCAUCUGUAACAAUGAGACCAUUUUUCCACAUCAGAGGAAAUGCUCUCGUGUGAAAGUGGGAGACACAGUCUCUUUCAACAUGACUGUAAGUCUCUCCUCUUGUGAAAAAAACAGAAGGCAUAUUGUGAUAAAACCAGUGGGGCUUAGUGACACAUUGGACAUAGAAAUUCAUCCGCAGUGCAGCUGUAACUGCCAGACAAAAGCCGAGAUGAACAGCCCAAAGUGCAACCAAGGGAAAGGAUCAUUUGAGUGUGGGGUGUGUGUCUGCAGCCCAGGAUACGUGGGGCCACACUGCGAAUGCGACGAGAGCUCUCUGGGCUCCAGCUCCUGCAAGGGCUCGGCAGGGCAAAGCUCCUGCAGCGGGAGAGGCGACUGUUAUUGCGGGCAGUGCCUGUGCCAUCCCUCCCUCUAUGGAAAGGUGUAUGGGCCGCGCUGCGAGUGCGAUGACUUCUCCUGCGUGAGACACAGAGGGCUUCAGUGUGGAGGCAAUGGUGACUGUGAUUGUGGGGAAUGCAUGUGCCACAGUGGAUGGACUGGUGAAUACUGUAAUUGCACAACUGACACCAGCGCCUGCAUUGCUGAGGAUGGGACACUGUGCAGUGGGAGAGGUCAAUGCAUCUGUGGGUCGUGUGCUUGCACCCAUCCAGGGGCUUCAGGCCAAACGUGUGAAAAAUGCCCUCUCUGCGGUGACCCUUGCAGUUCCAGGCGGAGCUGUGUGGAAUGUCACUUGGCUUCCGAUGACAAGUCACCAGGAGAAUGCAGCGAAAAAUGCAAAUUGGUUGAUGCAACUGUCAGCACCGCAAAGGAUUAUUCAGAGGAUAAAUCCAUUACCUGCUCUUUGCAGGGGGAAAAUGAAUGUAUAACCACAUUUCUACUGGCUAUAGAUGAACAGGGAAGGACAGUCAUUCACAGCAUAGAACAGACAGAUUGCCCACAGCUUCCAAAUAUCCCAAUGAUAAUGGUGGGUGUCACCCUUGCUGUCCUUCUCAUUGGCAUUGUUUUACUUUGUAUAUGGAAAUUACUGGUGUCAGUUCAAGACCGGAAAGAGGUGGCCAAGUUUGAAGCAGAAAAAUCAAAAGUUAAAUGGCAAACGGAAACAAAUCCACUGUACAGAGGGUCAACAACCACUUUUAAAAACGUAACUUACAAGAACCAAGAAAAGCAAAAAGGUGCCAUGGCUGCAGAUUUCUAUUAGCACCUCUGACACUACAAACUGAGUUUUCCUGUCAGGAAAUCUAAAACCACUAGUUUCUUCUCAGUUGAUUAUGUGAUCUUUGUUUGCACAUUGCAGUGCUAUAAUUGUUCUGUUAGAGAAAAUAUAUCUUGUGUUGAGAAAACUGUAGGUAACAUAUUAAUGGUAAAGAUUAACAAAUUUUUUUUUAAACCAACUUUAAUAUUAAAAGCCUCCAUCUUAAAAAAAUUAGAUCACAAAUAAUUUUCAUUUUCUCAUUAAUAGAGAGGUUUUAAAAUUACCAUAUGUAAGCUUAUUUUUCUGAAAUUAGGUACAAAUUGUCCUGCGUGAAACAGGACAAGGGGUAAUGGGAUGAAGCUGGAACACAAAAAGUUCCAGUUAAACAUAAGAAAAAACUAUUUCACUGUCAGGUGAGGGAGCCCUGGCACAGGCUGCCCAGAGGGGUUGUGGAGGCUCCUUCCUUGGAGGUCUUCAAGACCUGCCUGGACAUGUUCCUGUGUGACCUGAUCUAGGUGACCCUGCUUCUGCAGGGGGUUUGGACUGGAUGAUCUCUAAAGGUCCUUUCCAAUCCCUACCAUUCUAUGAUUCGAUGAUAUACAGUGAGCUGCUUUGUUCAUACACACAAGCCCAUGUAUCUGCGUUUAGGAAUGUAUUUGCACCAGUCUGUUCUGUAGGCUGGCUUAUUUUUUUUCUUUUUUUCAUGAAUGCUGCUUAAACUUCUGAGAUUAGAGGUUCCCCAUAUCACCUGUGUGACUGAAUAGUUUUUCAUCAGAAACAAGUAGUAUUAUUGUCUGUCUUCUGUGUAUCUAAGGUAUACAGAAACAUCUCUCUAAUUCUUUUUUCUCCUGUUUCCAAUUUUCUUUGUUGUUGUUGCCGUUUGAUGUUCUUUAAGAAUCCAGUCCCUGGAGAUACCUCAGGGAAAACUAAAUCAAGCCUUUACUCAACUUUGCAGAGUUGUUUUCUGUUCCAGGCAUAGACUGGUUUGGGUUUUUUUCCCUCUUUUUGCUUUAAAUUCUAGUAGAGAGGAUCCAGAGCAAAAGAGAAAUAUCUGUAAGUUAGAGACCUCAGCAGAGUAACUUUAAACCAGAGGAUUACCAGAACUCUAUUUCACCAUUUACAUCUUGUUUAGGCACUCAAAAUAAAUGUCACAUGCUGGACCAUGACAUGAACUGUUGCAGGAAUCCUUUAUGUACAGGAAAAGUUCACACACACAGACUUAAUAUCACACAGUACUCUUUAGCUGAUAUAUCCAAAAUUGCAAGGUUCUUUCAAUGCCCAGCAGCCAAACCCUUCAUUCAUAUGUAAAAUAAUGUAUUCAUCUCUUUUGGGCUGGAUUUUUGUGAGGGUUUUUUUUCAGGCUACACAACAAAUAGGUCUAUGAAUUCCACUUCAUAUUCAUGUUCGUAACAUUAAUGAGGAGUGUUAGAUCUCAGUUUUAGCUAGUUACUAAUGACAUCACAAAUCCUUAUGUUGUAAUGCUGUUAUCAUGCAUGGCACUGGGAAAAAAAAUAAAGCCCCAAAAAAAUCAACUAAUAUGUUAGCAUAAACAACAUUGGGCUAUUGUAAGCUAAUGAUAAUGUACAUUACUUCUUCGUAUCUCUUUUCCUCUGCAAUUUUUAGUACUCUGGAACAGAUGGUCAAAAUGUACAUAGGAAUGUACUUACAAAAGAACACUUGCAACUCAAAGACACAUUGACACAGUCACACGCAAAUAAUGACCUACAUUCCCUAUGCUAAAUCAUUUAUUUGAUCUAAACAACUCUAUUUCCAUUUUGUAAUAAAUAUUUACAAAGCCUGUGCAACUUCAGUCUCUAUAUCCUCUACAAUUCCUGGGUGUGAGACUGAUAUAUUAGCUAGCUCUGACCCAUGCCUGUUUUAGGGCCUGAUCCAAAGCCUACUGGAGUCAAUGGCUACAGAUGAGGAUCUAGUUUCAGUGAAACUAUUUGUUUUGGUUUACAAAAAUUGUUUUGUUUAAACAAGCUGGUUAAUACUAUCUAUUAGUGGAUUGGAUCCUAGAGUAUAUAUUUCUGUGCAAAGAGAAAUAAAGAGUAUCGGAUGCCUUUUGAAAGGUCAUGCUAUAACCACAUAUUAAACACAAAAUUAUUGCAGGGUGAAGGAAAUUGUGGCUGUCAUUAAACUGGAAGAGAUUAAUUACAGGUCCACAUCCGUUUUCUUCAGUAUUCCUGCAUAUCUCGUAGUGGAAACUAUGCCAUAGACGAAGGCUUGCAUUUGCAGCCCUUCCAACCACUAGACUCCCACAAAUGUCAGUGCAAGUUACAGAUUGUACCAAAGUCUCUUUCCCUGGCACAUGGAUAAACUCACAGGAGGCAAAGCUUUCCCCUGGCUUCUAUCUCAGAUUCCAUUUGGGUUGGGAUUGCCUAAGGGACUAGGGAAAUCUGGAUUUAGCCUAUGCAAAUUAUCUGUUACUCUUUUGUUUUUCACGUAGAAGUCAUCAAAUAACAAACUUUCUCUGAAAGUAUUUUUAUUACUUUUAAAGUAAUCAAAAUCUAUGCUGUUUAUUAAAUACUUUUAAAAUUCUAUUUCU
Molecule: messenger RNA, 5078 nt
Organism: Colius striatus (speckled mousebird)
Lineage: Eukaryota; Metazoa; Chordata; Aves; Coliiformes; Coliidae
Gene: ITGB6
Product: integrin subunit beta 6
Exons: 17
Coding region: 167-2536 (789 amino acids)
Biological process (GO): cell migration; integrin-mediated signaling pathway; cell-matrix adhesion
Cellular component (GO): cell surface; focal adhesion; integrin alphav-beta6 complex
Molecular function (GO): integrin binding
Source: RefSeq, a predicted model, not a curated record